Messenger RNA from Rotaria socialis, 2772 nucleotides. Lineage: Eukaryota; Metazoa; Rotifera; Eurotatoria; Philodinida; Philodinidae. The record is from the annotation of a GenBank genome assembly.
AUGGCAACAAAAAAACGAAAUAAAGCCUUUAUGGGUAUGGCUGCUCCGUUGGGUUAUGUUCCAGGUCUUGGUCGUGGUGCAACCGGUUUCACAACUCGAUCAGAUAUUGGUCCAGCACGAGAAACCGGUGACAUAAGUGAUGAACGCCAUGCACCACCAACUAAGCGUCGCGAUGACGAUGAUGACGAUGAUACAGAUUUAAAUGAUUCGAAUUUCGAUGAAGAAUUUGGAUAUGGUGGAAGUUUAUUUAAAAAUGGUCCAUACGAAAAAGAUGAUGAAGAAGCUGAUGAAAUUUACGAAUCCAUUGAUAAACGUAUGGAUGAAAAACGAAAAGAACGAAGAGAACGACGAUUCCAAGAAGAAAUUGAAAAAUAUCGUCAAGAACGACCAAAAAUUCAACAACAAUUUAGUGAUCUUAAACGUAAAUUAGCUGAUGUUACAGCCGAAGAAUGGAUGAGUAUGCCAGAAGUUGGUGAUGUUAGAAAUAAACGACAAAGAAAUCCAAGACAAGAAAAAUAUACACCUGUACCUGAUGCACUGAUUGCAAAAGGUGUUGCAGCUACUGAAAAAACAAAUGCUAUUGAUUUACAUGAUCAACAUUACGGUGGUUUUAUAACACCAGCCACUGGUAUGUCGACACCUUCAACUGAAAUUGAAAUGGUCAAAAUCGGUCAAGCACGUAAUACACUUAUGAAUAUGCGACUCACACAGGUUUCUGAUAGUGUUAGUGGUCAAACAGUUGUUGAUCCAAAAGGCUAUCUAACUGAUAUGGCAUCAAUGUUACCAUCAUAUGGUGGUGAUAUAAAUGAUGUAAAGAAAGCUCGACUGUUGCUUAAAAGUGUUCGAGAAACAAAUCCAUCUCAUCCACCAGCUUGGAUUGCAUCAGCACGUCUAGAAGAAGUUGUUGGUAAAGUUCAAGCGGCAAGAAAUUUAAUUAUGCGUGGUACAGAACAUUGUCAAAAAAGCGAAGAUGUUUGGUUAGAAGCAGCACGUUUGAUGCCAUUGGAUUUAGCACGCGGCAUUGUUACACAUGCGGUUAGACAUUUACCACAAUCAGUUAAAAUCUGGGUUAAAGCUGCUGAUUUAGAACAAGAACCAAAAGCGAAAAAACAAGUUUUACGACGAGCACUUGAACAUGUACCUAAUUCUGUUCGAUUAUGGAAAGCAGCAGUCGAAUUAGAAGACGAAGAGGAUGCUAGAAUUAUGCUUAGUAGAGCUGUCGAAUGUUGUCCAACAUCAGUUGAGUUAUGGUUGGCUUUAGCACGCCUUGAGACAUAUGAAAAUGCACGUCGUGUACUUAAUAAAGCUCGUGAACAUAUUCCGACUGAUCGACAAAUUUGGAUCAUGGCUGCAAAACUUGAAGAAGCCAAUGGAAACAAUACAAUGGUCGAUCGUCUUAUUGAAAGAGCCUUGGCUUCUUUACGUGCAAAUAUGGUUGAAAUUAAUCGUGAACAUUGGUUCAAAGAUGCUAUCGAUUGUGAAAAAGCUGGUUCUGUUCAUACGUGUCAAGUACUAAUCCGAAAUAUAAUUGGUAUUGAUAUUGAUGAAGAAGAUCAAUUAGAAACAUGGAUUGAAGAUGCACAAUCAUGUCAAACUGAAAAUGCAUAUGAAUGUGCACGGGCUAUUUAUACUCAUACGCGAAAGUUACAUCCAACGAAAAAACAAAUAUGGCUAGACGCAGCUGAUUUUGAAAGAAAACAUGGUACUCGUGAGCAACUUGAAGAACUUUUAUCGACAGCCGUUAUUAGUUGUCCAAAAGCUGAAGUUUUAUGGUUAAUGUUAGCUAAAAGUAAAUGGUUAGCUGGAAAUGUUCCAUUAGCUCGAGAAACACUAUCCGCUGGAUUUCAAGCAAAUCCGAAUUCUGAAGAAAUUUGGCUUGCAGCUGUUAAACUUGAAUCAGAAAAUAAUGAAUAUAAGAAGGCGCUAAGUCUUUUAAAAAAAGCUCGACUUCAUGCACCUACAGCCCGAGUUUAUAUGAAAUCUAUACGUUUACAUUGGUGUUUAAAUGAAAUUUCAGCAGCUAUAGAAUUAUUAGAAGAAGCACUAAAAACUUAUGGAAAUUUUCCAAAAUUAUGGAUGAUGAAAGGGCAAAUAUCAGCCCAACAAGGUGCAACUGGUUUUGACGCUGCUCGUGAAGCUUAUUUAGAAGGGAUUAAACGAUGUCCAACAAGUAUACCAUUAUGGCUUCUCUUAAUUGAAUUAGAAAUUAAUAAUGGACAAUUAAUUAAAGCUCGAGCUAAUUUAGAAAAAGCUCGUUUACGUAAUCCAGCAACACCAGAACUUUGGUUGGCUAGCGUACGAUUAGAAGUGAAUGCUGGAAAUGUACAACAAGCCAAAGUUAUGAUUGCACGAGGUAUGCAAGAAUGUCCAUCGGCUGGUAUACUUUGGGCUGAAGCAAUAUUUAUGGAAGCACGCCCUCAACGUAAAUCAAAAAGUGUUGAUGGUUUAAAAAAAUGUGAACAUGAUCCAUAUGUUCUGAUGGCUGUAUCAAAAUUGUUUUGGUCUGAACGUCGUAUUGAUAAAGCACGUGAAUGGUUUAAUCGCACAGUUAAACUUGAAACAGACAAUGGAGAUUGUUGGGCAGCAUUUUAUAAAUUCGAACUAAUGAAUGGAACAGAACAACAACAAGCCGAUAUUAAACAAAAAUGUAUUAGUUUCGAACCGAGACAUGGAGAAUUAUGGUGUCGCAUUGCAAAAGAUGUUAAAAAUUGGAAAUUAAAAACAGGAGAUAUACUAGAAUUAUGCGCAACACAAAUGCCUAUACCUAAUUAA